Messenger RNA from Pungitius pungitius (ninespine stickleback), 1330 nucleotides. RefSeq names its product sulfatase modifying factor 2 (gene sumf2). The transcript is spliced from 9 exons. The coding region runs from base 129 to 1073 and encodes 314 amino acids. NCBI's taxonomy places the organism in Eukaryota, Metazoa, Chordata, Actinopteri, Perciformes, Gasterosteidae. The record is from RefSeq and is a predicted model, not a curated record. Gene Ontology annotation, cellular component: endoplasmic reticulum.
AGGAUUUGAUGGUUGAACACAUUUCCGUUCCGGUAGUUAAAUCUGUCCGACAGAAGAACUGCUGGUUUAUUCCAUAGACAUAUGUAGUUUAUUCCGUAACUUGUAAUUGAAUGUGAACUUAUUUUAAAAUGCUCAACUUGAAAACCACGUCAGCUGAAAUCAGCCCGUCCCGAAUGGACCUUAAAACCUUUUCCUUGAUAUGCGCGAUGUUUUUAUUGGCAGAGUCUGCAGCGGAGGAGAUGAUGCACGUACCCGGUGGGAGGAUGAUAAUGGGAACCAGUGCAGCCGAUGGGAGAGACGGAGAGGCUCCCACCAAGGAGGUCGAGCUGCAGCCCUUUGACAUCGACACCUAUCCGGUUACCAACGCCGACUUCAGAGACUUUGUGAGGGCGCAGAAGUACAAAACCGAGGCUGAGACGUUCGGUUGGAGCUUUGUGUUUCAAGACUUUGUGCCAGAAGAGCUCAAGAGCAAAGUCACCCAGAGGAUUGAGUCAGCGCCUUGGUGGCUGCCCAUAGAGCGAGCGUUCUGGAGGCAGCCUGCAGGACCCGGUUCAGGCAUCCGGGAGCGCCUGAGCGCCCCGGUGGUUCAGGUGAGCUGGAACGACGCUCAGGCCUUCUGCCGGUGGAAAGGCAAGAGACUGCCCACUGAGGAGGAGUGGGAGUGGGCUGCGCGUGGGGGGCUGCAAGGUAGGACUUAUCCGUGGGGAAACAAGUUCCAGGGCAACAGAACCAACCUGUGGCAGGGAUCCUUUCCAGAUGGAGACACUGCAGAGGAUGGAUACCAUGGUGUUGCCCCUGUCACGGCAUUUCCUUCCCAGAACAGUUAUGGACUGUACGACAUGAUGGGAAACACGUGGGAAUGGACGUCCACACCUUUUUCAGCAGCUCAACCCAUGUUCGUGCUGCGGGGGGGCUCCUGGAUCGACACGCUGGACGGCUCAGCCAAUCAUAAAGCCAGAAUAACGACCAGGAUGGGCAACACUCCUGACUCUGCCUCUGACAACCUGGGAUUCAGGUGUGCGGCCGGUGAUGGACACAAACAAGGAAAGAAGAAGGCCCAAACUGAACUUUAGCAAAACUUCAAGAGAAAUACAAUAAUGAAAUAAAGAAAGAGGAAAAACACACCAGCCACCAGUUAGUAUUAAUGACUAACCAUGAAUUUGAAUGGGGGACGAUGAUGAUGAUUAAGAGGAAACAAAAUGUAUUUCUCCUGUGGAGAACUUUUACCAAAACAAGAAAUAUCAUCCAAAUCAUGUACAGGAAUGACUGAAGAGACAUUUUGUGUCAUUGACUAAUGUCACUGAAUUAAAUAGAACACUCUUUGACUGUC